AUGCUCCUGAAAUCUGUCAGGCUGUCCUGUGGCCACACGCUUUGCACCGACUGCCACGAGGAGUGCGCUCGGCAAGGCAGCACCUGCCCUCUGGACGACGAGCCCUUCGACGACCAGAGCUUUGUUCGACUCGAGAUUUCGGCUGAAUACAUUGGAAAGCUCAAGGUGGCCUGCUGGAACAAACCCAGUGGCUGCAGUUUCGUGGGUCCCACUGCCAGUCUCCUGGAGCACUACAAGGAUUGCGCCUUCCACACCGUGACUUGUCCUGCUUGCCAAUCCACUCUGCUGCGGAGGGACAUAGUGGGACGCGUUAAAGAUGGCUGCCACGUCUGCCCAAAUGAAUCUGAUCACAGCGAUUCUACUCCGCAUCUUACUCAUGUCGCCAAGAUGAGCAACGAUCUGAAAGGAACAUUGUGCAGGCUUUCGGAUGGUCUAUCAAGUCUGCAAACUAGCUUCAACCAGUGCCGCGAGGACGUCAGGGAAGCAGAAAGAAGGAGCAAAGAACAUUUUGAAGCUCAGUCGACGCAGUUUAGGGAGGAUGUGAUCAUAGCGUUUAGCACGAGUUUGCCUGUAUUAGAGAAACGCCUGGCCAUGGAGUUGCGUGAACAAAGCCAGAAGCUUCUCAGUGCCACAAACAGUGCUUGUCGUAAGGUGCUGAGUUUUUGCGGAGCACGGGAGUUUCACUUGUACUUUGAGAAAUGGACAUCCCUGAAGAAAAAGGCAAUGCAUGAGGGCACAGCGAGAGCUGAAAGCCCACCGGAGUACGUGUGUGGAUACAACGUGUCCAUUGUGGUCGCUCUCACUUACGGAAAGGAGCAUAGUAAAUUCGAAUCUGGACUCGAAUUUCAUCCUGGUUCCAACGAAUCAAAGACUGAGUGGCCAUUCCGCAAAAUUUUUAAGGUCACUCUCAUUCACAGCAUGGAUGAAGGAAAAAACGUGCUUAAAAGUUUAGAUGUGAGUGAAUAUCCUUAUAGUCUAAUGUUCCAGAUGCCAACGAGAAAACCUAAUGAGGCGUUUCUAUGCCCCUUCGUGUAUUCCCCCAACUACCUCGAAAAGAACGGCUUUGUGAAGAACGACACAUUGCACCUUUUCGCUCAAAUUGACUAA
This is a messenger RNA of Ixodes scapularis (black-legged tick), 1107 nucleotides long. RefSeq lists its product as uncharacterized. The transcript is spliced from 2 exons. The record is from RefSeq and is a predicted model, not a curated record. Gene Ontology annotation, biological process: protein K63-linked ubiquitination; regulation of canonical NF-kappaB signal transduction; tumor necrosis factor-mediated signaling pathway. Gene Ontology annotation, molecular function: ubiquitin protein ligase binding; tumor necrosis factor receptor binding. NCBI's taxonomy places the organism in Eukaryota, Metazoa, Arthropoda, Arachnida, Ixodida, Ixodidae. Bases 1 to 1107 code for a protein of 368 amino acids. Gene Ontology annotation, cellular component: plasma membrane signaling receptor complex; cytoplasmic side of plasma membrane.